AUGGGACGCUUUUGGCCGUUCAGCCAAUCACGUCAUACUGAACCAGACGAGACUCAAAGUACCCAUCUCUUUACCAAUGCCGUUCACUCACAGACUUCGGGCAACAAUGCACGGCUUGCAAACGCUGAGAUGAAUGCUGAAGGACAACAGUUUACCUGGACUACCUCUUCCAAACCCUAUAGCUGUCCUCUGACGGUGCGGUUGAAAUCAGCACAGAGCAUAACAACCAACCAUGAUGACCGUUUGAAGAGCUCGCAACAACGUUGGAGCAGCAAUCCCCCGUCAGUUCCUUCCCCGUCUCGAAGUACUUGUUUCGCGCCGGUUGACGCAACACCAAACCUUGCCAGAUCACAGCUGCUAUCAGAUGCAUCGGUAGCUCUGAACACUUCCCGCCCCGUGCUCAAUCAUCCGUUUUCCUCACCAGGCCACGACGAAGGAUACCAGUCUCGCUCAGCAGUAUACGGAUUUGAUGUAUCAGACAUCGUGAGUCACAAAAGCUGGUUCUUAGAUGACUCAGACGCCGAAGUGGACAAUCAGGACAAAGCACCCACAAAUGCAAUUCCUUCGGUCAUCGAGUUGCUGGAAUCCAGCCUCUCGGAACAAGAGAUUGUUGGCAAACUUGUCAAUGAGGUUUAUGCCUCGCCGAGUGGCUGUAAAUCAGGAGAGCCGUUCGAGCACAACUUCAUCGCGUCUGAACACAGCCAUCCGCCCGAAGAAUAUACUAGGCUUGGGAAGAGGACGAGAAGUCCCAAAAACCAUCGGGAUCCUUCGAAACUGCGAAGGCACUAUUCACGGGAAAGUGAGGGUUGCCAGUUGACAGCGGCAUACUCUGCUUCACCUCUGUGUGGUGCAGCAGAAACUGCGUCCCGUCUCAUACCGUUCAGGAGUAGCUCUUGGAGACAUAUCGAUGCCCCCAAGGAGACAGGGUACGAAAAGGUGUUCGGUACUUCGGUACUGGAAGGAGUUGAAAGCCAGCGGAAGCACUGUGGACCUCCCCAGUUAUCCUGCCCACCUGUUGUGGACUAUGCACAGGAAUCGACUGGCCGUUGCUUGUCAACAGGAAGGCGCUUAGAUAGUGCUCCAUUGCCGGAAAAGCUCUGCCACCUCAUGCCAGCAUGCAUGCGAACUUCUCCGGUGACGCUUCCCUGGGCACUAUCACCUUACGAGAAGGCAAUGCAGAUACUGCUCGAUGCGGGAGUCGAUGUCAACGCUCAAGGAGGAGAAUUUGGCAAUAAAUUGCAGUUCGUGUCAGCACGUGGUCAGGGGGAGAUGGUGCAGGCACUGCUUGAUGUCGGAGCUGAUGUUAAUGCUCAAGGAGGAUGGUACGGCAAUGCGUUACAGGCCGCAUCAGCACAUUGUCACGACAAAGUCGUACAGAUAUUGCUCGAUGCGGGAGCUGACGUCAAUGCUCAAGGUGGAUGGUACGGCAAUGCACUACAGUCCGCAUCAUAUAGUGGAGACCAGAAGACAAUGCAGAUACUGCUCGAUGCGGGUGGUGAUGUCAAUGCCGAAGGAGGAGAGUAUGGCAAUGCAUUACAGGCCGCAUCAGCACGCGGUCUCCAUAUGAUGGUGCAGAGACUGCUCGAUGCAGGAGCUCAUGUCAAUACUCAAGGAGGAUGGUACGGCAGUGCACUACAAUCCGCAUCAGCAGGUGGUCACGAGAAGGUGGUGCAGCUGCUGCUCGAUGCGGGAGCUGACGUCAAUGCCCAAGGUGGAGAGUAUGGCGAUGCAUUGCAGGCCGCGUUAGCACGCGGGCAUGAAAAGGUCGUGCAGAUACUGCUCCGUCAAAGAGCUAAUGCCCGUCCUGAACAGACGACCAGCGGCAAGCGGAGACCUAGACGACAACCACGAGAUGAGCUAACUAUUGCCAUACCCAUUGCGGGUCUGGCUGUGGGGAAACGACGGACUGACCCGAAAAUCGUACAAGAACCUGAACCUUACACGGCAACAAGUCCUUCAUUUCAUUUGCUCGCAAGUUACAGGAACAGAGACAGCGUGGAAUCUUCAUUGAGUCGAUGA
Molecule: messenger RNA, 2019 nt
Organism: Lithohypha guttulata
Lineage: Eukaryota; Fungi; Ascomycota; Eurotiomycetes; Chaetothyriales; Trichomeriaceae
Exons: 1
Coding region: 1-2019 (672 amino acids)
Cellular component (GO): nucleus; cytoplasm
Molecular function (GO): protein binding
Source: RefSeq, a predicted model, not a curated record